GUGGGGGCUCCAACCCGUUCCAGCACCUGGAGAAGAGUGCAGUGCUGCAAGAGGCACGAGUGUUUAAUGAGACUCCCAUCAACCCACGAAAAUGUGCUCAUAUCCUCACCAAGAUCCUGUAUCUCAUAAACCAGGGGGAGCACCUUGGUGUCAUGGAAGCUACCGAAUCCUUCUUUGCUAUGACCAAGCUGUUUCAGUCCAAUGAUCCAACUCUUCGCAGGAUGUGUUACCUGACUAUCAAAGAGAUGUCUUCAAUUGCAGAAGAUGUGAUCAUUGUUACCAGCAGCUUGACCAAAGACAUGACUGGGAAGGAUGACAACUACCGAGGCCCUGCUGUGAGAGCGCUCUGUCAGAUCACUGAUAGCACCAUGUUGCAGGCCAUUGAGCGCUACAUGAAGCAGGCCAUCGUGGACAAAGUGCCAAGUGUAUCCAGCUCUGCUCUGGUGUCCUCCCUGCACCUGCUGAAGACCAGUUAUGAUGUGGUGAAACGCUGGGUGAAUGAGGCUCAGGAGGCAGCUUCCAGUGACAACAUCAUGGUGCAGUACCACGCUCUGGGCUUGCUGUACCAUGUGCGCAAGAACGACCGCCUGGCCGUCAACAAGAUGCUCAGCAAGUUCACGCGCCACGGCCUCAAGUCACCCUUCGCUUACUGCAUGAUGAUUCGAGUAGCCAGCAAGCUGCUGGAGGAGGAGGCUGGCAGCCGUGACAGCCCCCUGUUUGAUUUCAUCGAGAGCUGCCUGAGGAACAAGCACGAGAUGGUGGUCUAUGAAGCUGCGUCAGCCAUCGUGAACCUGCCCAACUGCACGGCCAAAGAGCUGGCUCCGGCUGUCUCAGUUCUGCAGCUGUUCUGCAGCUCCCCCAAAGCAGCACUGAGGUAUGCGGCCGUCCGAACCCUCAACAAGGUGGCCAUGAAGCACCCAUCUGCAGUGACUGCCUGUAACCUGGACCUGGAGAACCUUGUGACAGACUCCAACCGCAGCAUUGCCACCCUGGCCAUCACCACGCUGCUGAAGACUGGCAGCGAGAGCAGCAUCGACCGGCUCAUGAAGCAGAUCUCCUCCUUCAUGUCAGAGAUCUCAGAUGAGUUCAAGGUGGUAGUGGUGCAGGCCAUCAACGCGCUGUGCCAGAAGUACCCUCGCAAGCAUGCUGUCCUCAUGAACUUCCUCUUCACUAUGCUUCGGGAAGAGGGUGGCUUUGAGUACAAGCGAGCCAUCGUGGACUGCAUCAUUAGCAUCAUUGAGGAGAACUCAGAGAGCAAGGAGACAGGCCUGUCUCACCUCUGCGAGUUCAUCGAGGACUGCGAGUUCACAGUGCUGGCCACACGUAUCCUGCACCUCCUGGGGCAGGAAGGGCCCAAAACCAACAACCCCUCCAAAUACAUCCGCUUCAUCUACAACAGGGUUGUCCUGGAGCAUGAGGAAGUGCGGGCAGGUGCUGUAAGUGCCCUGGCCAAGUUUGGAGCCCAGAAUGAGGAGAUGUUACCCAGUAUCUUGGUGUUACUGAAAAGGUGUGUGAUGGAUGAUGACAAUGAAGUGAGAGACAGAGCCACCUUCUACCUGAAUGUUCUGGAGCAGAAGCAGAAAGCCCUCAAUGCUGGCUACAUCCUGAAUGGGUUGACGGUGUCCAUCCCUGGCCUGGAGAGGGCUCUGCACCAGUACACCCUGGAGCCCUCCGAGAAACCCUUUGACUUGAAAUCCGUUCCUUUGGCAACAGCUCCUGUCAUCGAGCAAAGGGCAGAAAAUGCCCCCGUUGCUGUGGUCAAACAGCCAGAGAAGGUGGCAGCAACACGGCAAGAAAUAUUCCAAGAGCAACUGGGGGCGAUCCCAGAGUUCCGGGGCCUGGGCCCACUCUUCAAGUCUUCCCCAGAGCCCGUUGCCCUGACAGAGCUGGAGACGGAGUAUGUGGUUCGCUGCACCAAGCACACCUUUGUCAGCCACAUGGUGUUCCAGUUUGACUGCACCAACACCCUGAACGACCAGAUCCUGGAGAAUGUCACUGUGCAGAUGGAGCCGACGGAGGGCUAUGAGGUCAUUGGCUAUGUCCCUGCCAAAACCCUGGUGUACAACCAGCCAGGAACCUGCUACACACUGGUGGCUCUGUCUGAGGAGGAUCCAACAGCAGUGGCCUGUACCUUCAGCUGCAUGAUGAAGUUCACUGUCAAGGACUGUGAUCCAAACACGGGCGAGACUGACGACGAGGGCUACGAGGAUGAGUAUGUG
Messenger RNA from Nestor notabilis (Kea), 2219 nucleotides. RefSeq names its product coatomer protein complex, subunit gamma 1 (gene COPG1). Gene Ontology annotation, molecular function: structural molecule activity. NCBI's taxonomy places the organism in Eukaryota, Metazoa, Chordata, Aves, Psittaciformes, Psittacidae. Gene Ontology annotation, cellular component: COPI vesicle coat; endoplasmic reticulum; Golgi membrane. The annotation marks the transcript as partial. The transcript has 20 exons. The record is from RefSeq and is a predicted model, not a curated record. Gene Ontology annotation, biological process: intra-Golgi vesicle-mediated transport; intracellular protein transport; organelle transport along microtubule.